Messenger RNA from Punica granatum (pomegranate), 1794 nucleotides. The record is from RefSeq and is a predicted model, not a curated record. Lineage: Eukaryota; Viridiplantae; Streptophyta; Magnoliopsida; Myrtales; Lythraceae.
GUUUUUUCCUUGCUCGUUUCAGAAGAAUGGAACCCACCCGGCGAUUCUAAUUUCUAGGGAUCGAAGCCAGCAAGCAGCUGCCUUGCCCUCUCUCUCGCUGUCUCUCACUCCCUACCGAGCCCGAGCCCUGCAGCUUGCACUCUGCCCUCCCAGGCGAUCCGAACCCGCUGGAGCCGCGGCUGAGCUGCUGCAAAAAUCCUCAGAGCGAGCAUACGACAUAGAUGAUUCUUUUGCAAUCUCAUUCCCGGUUCCUCCUUCAGACCCUGUUGAAUCGUGUUCAGAAUGCCCUGCUGCGGACAUGAGUUGCAGUUCGGCCGUUAAGGGCCUCCAUGGCUAACUGUUAAACACAAGAAAUUGGGUUGGCCUAUCGUAGUUUUCUCUAUAUGUGGUGCUUCCACAAACCAUGGGUUUGAGUGUUGAUAAAGGAGUUGAACUAGACUAUCAAUGGGUUGAAUUUGACGAUGUCCGAUACCAUGUCCAGGUGUCGACGAAGAACCCACAUAUUGUGCUACUCUCGUUAUCAUUGCCUAUUCCACCUCCAGAAACUGAUUUCCCUGGUGGACUUCCUUCUGGAGCUAUUGAAGCUAUAAAAGUUUCCUAUGGCGUGGUCGUGCAAAUUCUUGAUCCUCCAAGAGAUGGCUUUAAUCUCACACUGAAAUUAAAUCUUUUGAAGCUUCCUCCUGAUGAAGAUUACAAACAGUCUUUGUUGGUUAAGAUUGCCUCUGUUAGGGAAAUAGUAUUAGGUGCCCCGCUGAGAAUGGUAUUAAAACGUCUUGGUUCAAGGAUGAUGAUUCCAAAUGGGAAUCAACUUAUUGCGCUAGUCCACCGACCUAAGGAGGCAUUUUUCGUAAUUCCUCAGGUAGAAAAGGUAAUUGUUGUGUACCCAAUGAGGUUCAGUGACUCGAUAGAUACGGUUCUAGCGACUUCUUUCCUUCAGGAGUUUGUGGAAGCAAGGCGGACAAGUGGACUAAAUAAUGCUCCUUCUUGUUCAUGGUCUUCUACCCCUCCCCUUGAGCUAAAGAAAGUUCCUCCUGAAGCAUUAUCAGCAAAUGCUGGAUUCGUAAGUUUUGUAAUUUUCCCACGUCAUGUAGACGGCAGAAAGUUAGACCGCACAGUUUGGAGUCUAUUAACUUUUCAUGCAUAUGUUAGUUACCAUGUGAAGUGCUCGGAGGGCUUUAUGCAUACUCGGAUGCGACGACGUGUGGAGUCCAUGAUACAGGCCCUGGACCGUGCCAAACCUGACGGGGAGAAAGCCAAGAGAUCCCCCAACAGCAGAUCCUUCAAACGACUGAGCCUCAGAGAAGCACGGACAAAUUCAAACUCAUGAAGCUGCGGCUGAUGUACUAUGGUUCAAACAUUGAGAGAACUGAAGACGAUUGUUCAGUUGAGUUGCUUCUGUGGGGCCGUACCACAACUGCUGUCACAGGCGCACUGCAAAUUCUCCUGAUGUCACUGAUCCGCUCGGAUCAACUUGGAGUUUUGGUCAGUUUUGCCCAUACCGGGAUGUCUUGUAGUUGAUGCUUCUUCUCCACAUUUUUGCAAUGAAGAUUGUACAUUAUUCUUUUCGAGUACCAGGACAUCUCUGGUCUUAUAGAUUCAAGUUUUGCUUUUCGUAUAAAGCAGAGGAUUGUUAGCUCUCAUUAUCUUCAUCCGGCAAGUUUUACUGAUUCCCCAUGUUGCGGUUAGAAGUGUAUAGAAUUUGUUCUGUUGGACACUUUUACCAUGCGAAAAUUCUGCAAGAUUGUCAAAUAGCCGAGUCUAUUAUAUGGUCAUUAGAUCUUAUUUAUUACCAAA